AUGACUGACAGAAAUAUCAAGCGUGUUGCCGUGAUUGGCGCUGGAAUCAGUGGCGUUGUAAGUGCCGGUCACCUACUAGCAGCCGGUCUAGAGGUCACAGUCUUUGAAAGAAGUAAGGCAGCUGGAGGAAACUGGCUUUAUGACAAGCGAGUGCCAAUCGAAGCUGUGUACCCAUCAAUUCACCCAUCGGAUGCAAUUAAGUUUGGGAGAGAUGGGCGAGAAGGCAAUGAAAGAAAGGAACUAAUCCAUGCUCCGCCUGGACCGUGUUAUGAGGGCCUUACGAACAAUGUCUCCACCCCAUUGCUCAAAACCACACUGAAUUCUUGGCCAAAAGAUACCCCACCAUAUGUGACGCAUGACGUGCUUCUGAACUACAUCCAGGAUACUUCGAAGACGGCCGGUGUGGAUGCUGCGACCAUUUAUGGUGCGCUAGUGACCAAAGUUUACAAGGAAGGGUCAGAGUGGCAUGUUACUUGGACCACACUGCAUGAGGAUCCUGAGACUGGCAACUUGACUGAGAAGUCAGAAUCUGCAAUUUUCGAUGCUGUCGUAGUUGCGUCAGGCCAUUAUCAUGUCCCUCUGGUCCCUGAUAUCAAGGGUCUAGCUGAAGCCAAAGCAAAAUGGCCCACAGUCAUUACUCAUUCCAAGUCAUUCCGAAACUCGGAAGGGUUUUCGGACAAGAACGUACUUCUGAUCGGAGGCGGAGUUUCUUCGCUGGAUAUCGCUAAAGAAAUCAGCUCAAAAGCUCGGACAGUUCACCAGAGCACCCGAAACGGUUAUUUUGAUAUCUCGGCCGCCGCACUCCCUGAAAAGACAAAGAGAAUUGAAGAAGUCAUCGAAUUUGAGAUCACAGAAAAUGCUUCAGGAGAACACCUACCGCUGAUUGCACACCUGAAGUCAGGCGGUACCCUGGAAAACAUUGACAGAGUUGUCCUCGCCACAGGAUAUCAGCUGGUCCUACCAUUCCUGCCUCAGUACAACGACGAAACUCUCACCAGGAUUUCAACAGAUGAAUCUGUGAUUAUAUCAGAUGGAACCCAAGUCCAUAACCUGCAUCGCGACAUUUUUUACAUCCCUGAUCCCACUUUGGCCUUUGUUGGUAUUCCAUUCUAUACUGCGACGUUCUCGCUCUUUGAAUUCCAGGCGAUUGCAGUUACUGCCUUCCUUUCUGGAGCCAUCAAUCUACCUUCCGUCGACGAACAAAGAGCUGAAUAUCAAGAAAAAAUCAAGACCAAAGGGUAUGGGCGAAGCUUCCAUUCGCUAAAGGGUGAAGAGGAAGGCUAUGUGAUAGAUCUCCUUGAUUGGGUAAACAAGGAGAGGGCACUACAGAACUUACCUCCGAUUGAAGGCCAUACUGCUGUCUGGCUUGAAGCUAAAAAAGCCCAGAUUGAGCAUCUAAAGGUACUCUUUCCUGAUAUUUACGGAGCAGUCGAGGUAGCAGCUUCGGCAUGA
Messenger RNA from Penicillium taxi, 1452 nucleotides. RefSeq names its product putative FAD dependent oxidoreductase. Gene Ontology annotation, molecular function: NADP binding; N,N-dimethylaniline monooxygenase activity; flavin adenine dinucleotide binding. The transcript is spliced from 5 exons. The record is from RefSeq and is a predicted model, not a curated record. The coding region runs from base 1 to 1452 and encodes 483 amino acids. Lineage: Eukaryota; Fungi; Ascomycota; Eurotiomycetes; Eurotiales; Aspergillaceae.